GGCAGCAAACAAUAUUUAAGAUGCUGAGUUUGUCGAGCAUUCAGUCUUGGGAAGGAAAGCUAUAGGAUACCCAAUUAAGCUGCACUUUCAGAAACUCAAGUUUUGAGAAAGGCUAAGAAAGAGCAAGGAGAGAGGAACAACAAAGUGGUAAGUCCACCAAGAGCAAAAGGGCUAGGUUCUAAUUUGCCGCAGCUUUGCAUACCUCAGCUGGGCACAGCCAGAUUUCCCCAGAGGAACAGCCUUCCUCAACCAGGCCCACGAAAGAUGCUGAAAGAGACUCUCUCGGCCGUGGCCUGGCUCUGCAUUUUCACUGUGGCCUUUGUCAGCCACCCAGUGUGGCCACAGAAGCCCCCUAAGCGCAAGACACCUGCAGAGCUCACCGUGGCCGGCUGCUGUGAGGAGGCGAAGGAGCUCAAGGCCCAAAUUGCCAACCUAAGCAGCCUGCUGAGCGACCUGAGCAGGAAGCAGGAAAGGGACUGGGUCAGCGUGGUCAUGCAGGUGAUGGAGCUGGAGAGCAAUUCCAAGCGCAUGGAGUCGCGGCUCACAGAGGCCGAGAGCAAGUACUCCGAGAUGAACAAUCAGAUCGGCAUCAUGCAGCUGCAGGCAGCGCAGACUGUCACCCAGACCUUGGCAGAUGCCAUCUAUGACUGCUCGUCUCUCUACCAGAAGAACUACCGCAUCUCUGGAGUGUACAAGCUUCCUCCCGAUGACUUCCUGGGCAGCCCUGAGCUGGAGGUGUUCUGUGACAUGGAGACUUCAGGUGGUGGCUGGACCACCAUUCAGAGGAGAAAGAGCGGCCUCGUCUCCUUCUUCCGGGACUGGAAGCAGUACCAGCAGGGCUUCGGCAGCAUCCACGGGGACUUCUGGCUGGGCAACGACCACAUCCACCGGCUCUCCAGGCGGCCAACCCGGCUACGCGUGGAGAUGGAGGACUGGGAGGGCAACAUGCGCUACGCUGAGUACAGCCACUUUGUUUUGGGCAAUGAACGGAACAGCUACCGCCUCUUCCUGGGGAACUACAGCGGCAACGUGGGGAACGAUGCCCUGGUCUAUCACAACAACACAGCCUUCAGCACCAAGGACAAGGACAAUGACAACUGCUUAGACAAGUGCGCCCAGCUCCGGAAAGGUGGAUAUUGGUACAACUGCUGCACAGACUCCAACCUCAACGGCGUUUACUACCGCCUCGGGGAGCACAAUAGGCACCUGGACGGCAUCACCUGGUACGGCUGGCACGGCUCUAGCUACUCCCUCAAACGAGUGGAGAUGAAAAUCCGCCCAGAAGACUUCCAGCCAUGAAAAGAAGCCUGCUCUGGAGCAGGGCUGGAGAAACGGAGACAGACGGAGGCUGGGAAAAGGCAGAGGAGGAGAGGAAGGGAGUAUAGAAAGGGCAGGGACAGAAAAUGGCCUAUCAUCUUCAGUGAGAGAGUAAGUCUCUUAGGAGAACAAAAAAAACUAGGUACUGAGGACGUUACAGUAAACGGGAGGAAGUAUUUAAACACAAUGGGUCCAGACACAUACUUCUCAGGGGGCUGGCCUGAGUGGGCUGUCUGCCUGUGAUCCCUGACAUAGCAGCAGCUUCUUUUCCACAGGAUUUUUCUGUGAAAGAAAAAUAAUUGUGAGCUCACUUUAACCAUUUUCCUUAAGGCCUAGCUUAUGUGAGGGCAGAAAAUAAAUCCCUUUGCUAAAAAGGACCAGAUUAUUUUGAUUCUCUUGGGUGUUAGAGAAAGGAGUGAAGAGGGUGGUGGAGGAGAGGAGUUUCUGCUUUUAAAUCCAAUGAAAUUAUCUUCAGUCUACACAAUUUUUUUUUAAAGACAAACAUUUUUCUGCUGGAGGUGAACGGACCCAGGCUGGAAUUGACUGGAGGAAACUCCAGGGCUCUGGGCCUUGCAAUUGGCCUCUGAGCACCUCCCCUGCUCGGCCUCGAUCAGGGCCCAGCACUGAGAGGCAGGAAGUGGGUCCAGAGGUGGCAGGAGCUCCAGCGGGAGGGGAAGAUAAGUCCCUGUGGACGCUUGCAAAAAAACUGCCUUAAAAUAUUCACAGUCAAUACAGAUAAUGUCUAUUUUUAUUUACUUUGUAAGAAAAGGGCUCAAAGAGCUUCCUCUUUUAUCUCAUCUAUAAAAAAUGGCUGAAGCAGGAAGGUAAAUGGCACUAUGGUUAAGAAAU
Balaenoptera ricei (Rice's whale) is the source of this 2166-nucleotide messenger RNA. It is a transcript of the gene ANGPTL7, whose product is annotated as angiopoietin like 7. The record is from RefSeq and is a predicted model, not a curated record. The transcript has 5 exons. The coding region runs from base 265 to 1299 and encodes 344 amino acids. Lineage: Eukaryota; Metazoa; Chordata; Mammalia; Artiodactyla; Balaenopteridae.